AUGUCGCUCGAGAACCUUCUUCCGCUAGAGCUCAUCGACAAGUGCGUGGGUUCGCAGAUCUGGGUCAUCAUGAACGGCGGGAAGGAAUUCACUGGAAAGCUGGUGGGUUUCGACGACUACGUCAACAUGGUGCUGGAGAAUGUGACGGAAAUUGACCCAGCCGAGGGGAACGUCGAGCUGCCCAAAAUCCUACUGAACGGCAACAACAUCUGCAUGAUGGUGCCGGGAGGCGAUGGGCAAACUGUACUGGAGGACGAGUAG
Messenger RNA from Alternaria incomplexa, 261 nucleotides. RefSeq names its product RNA-binding protein lsm5 (gene LSM5). Gene Ontology annotation, biological process: mRNA splicing, via spliceosome. The record is from RefSeq and is a predicted model, not a curated record. The transcript has 5 exons. Gene Ontology annotation, molecular function: RNA binding. Bases 1 to 261 code for a protein of 86 amino acids. Lineage: Eukaryota; Fungi; Ascomycota; Dothideomycetes; Pleosporales; Pleosporaceae. Gene Ontology annotation, cellular component: U6 snRNP; Lsm1-7-Pat1 complex; U4/U6 x U5 tri-snRNP complex.